CGUGGAGCUGGCGCACUCUCCCGAACAUCUUCAUCCACCGCCCCGCCGUCACUGAGGCUGCUCCCGCCGCGCAGAGCCCGCAGAGCCCGCGCAUCCCGCCCAGACACGCGCAACGACGACUGGCAUGUCGCGAGCCGCCGCCACCCGCCCCGUUGCUCCUUGAUUUUGGCGCACCAUGGCCGACCACCCCGAGCUGCAGGCGCGGCUCCAGGAGCUGGACCACGAGCUGGAGGAGGGCGACAUCACGCAGAAAGGCUACGAGAAGCGCAAGACGGUGCUGCUGUCGCAGUUCCUGGGCCCGGACUAUGCCGCGCAGCUGCAGAACGACCUGCGCGACAGCCCGGCGCAGAGCGAGCACUCGGGGUCGCGCCACGCCUCGCUGGCCGCCCUCUCUGGCCCGCCGUCUGGCCCGCCGUCUGGCCCCCCGUCCGCCUUCGACCCGCGCGCGAGCAUCGCCUCGAGCAACUUCGAGUAUGCGCCCUCGGCCACCACCGCCACGGGCGCGUCGCAGUACAUGGCCUACCCGCCCAGCCAGGUCGGCCGCUUCCAGGAGAAGCAGCUGGGCCUGCGCACCGCGUCGCUGCAGCGCGCCCCGUCGCAGGGCAGCGAGACCUUCAUCCCGCGCCCGCAGACGCCCGAGUACAACUACUCGCGCGAGGGCACCAUGAUGGGCUCCAACUAUGCCUUCAACCCGGACACCCAGCCGCAGGCCUACGACGGCGGCUUCGGCUCGCCGGGCGAGAUCAGCCGCCGCAGCACCAUGCUCGACGUCAACCAGGGCUACUUCUCCGACUUCACCGGCCAGCAGAUGCAGGACCAAGCCGACGCCUACGGCGGCCCCAACCGCUACUCGUCGGGCGACGCCUUCUCGCCGACCGCCGCCAUCCCGCCGCCCAUGAUGCACCCGAGCGACCUGCCGCACGGCGCCAUCAUCCAGACCAUGAUGCCGCUCGAGCCGCGCGACCUGCCCUUCGACGUCUACGACCCGCACAACCCGAACACCCAGAUGGCCAAGUUCGACAACAUCGGCGCGGUGCUGCGCCACCGUGGACGCACGCAGCCGCGGCAGACAGCCUUCUGGGUCCUCGAUUCCAAGGGGAAGGAGACCGCCUCCAUCUCCUGGGAAAAGGUGGCGAGCCGAGCGGAGAAGGUCGCAAAGGUCAUACGCGACAAGAGCAACCUGUACCGGGGCGACAGGGUUGCGCUGGUCUACCGAGACACCGAGAUUAUCGAGUUCGUCGUCGCUCUGCUCGGCUGCUUCAUCGCUGGCGUUGUCGCAGUCCCCAUCAACAGCGUGGACGACUACCAGAAGCUCAUCUUGCUCCUCACGACCACGCAGGCGCAUCUUGCGCUGACCACAGACAACAACCUCAAGGCCUUCCACCGCGACAUCAGCCAAAACCGUCUUAAGUGGCCGAGCGGCGUUGAAUGGUGGAAGACCAACGAGUUUGGCAGCUAUCACCCCAAGAAGCAUGACGACACGCCAGCACUGCAAGUCCCAGAGGUGGCGUAUAUUGAGUUUUCACGCGCCCCGACUGGUGACCUGCGUGGUGUCGUCCUCAGUCAUCGCACCAUCAUGCAUCAGAUGGCCUGCGUCAGCGCCAUCGUUUCGACCAUUCCCACAGGGCGCGAGACCGCCGACACGUUCAGCGGCAAUCUACGAGACAAGGAUGGCAAAUUCAUUGCGCCACCUCCACGAUCGUCGCCGACCGAAGUCAUUCUCAGCUACCUGGAUCCGCGCGAAAGCGCAGGCAUGAUCUUGGGUGUUUUAUAUGCUGUGUACGGCGGACAUACCACAGUCUGGUUAGAACCGCCAACGAUGGAUACCCCUGGACUAUACGCACACCUCAUUACCAAGUACAAGGCGACCAUCUUGGUUGCAGACUAUCCAGGCCUGAAGCGAGCUGCGUACAACUACCAGCAAGACCCAAUGGCCACGCGUAAUUACAAGAAGAAUGCCGAUCCCAACUUUGGAUCGGUAAAGAUAUGCCUCAUCGACACGCUUACAGUUGAUUGCGAGUUCCACGACAUUUUGGGAGAUCGUUGGUUCAGACCGUUACGCAACCCACGUGGAAAGGAAUUGAUCGCGCCCAUGCUUUGCCUACCGGAGCACGGCGGCAUGAUAGUCUCGGUCCGCGAUUGGUUAGGCGGAGAAGAGCGCAUGGGCUGCACCUUGAGCAUCGAGGAAGAAGACGAAGAAGACGAUGCGAAGGAGCUGGAGAACAACACUAAUGGCUACUCAAGUCUGAUUGGCGGCGGUACCACGAGCAAGAAGGCAAAGCAAAAGAAGAGUCGCAACGAGCUGUUGGAGAUCCUGUUGGACAAAGAAGCGCUCAAGAUGAACGAGAUUGUGGUGGUAGCUAUAGGUGAGGAAGCAAGCAAGCGCGCAAACGAACCAGGCACGAUGCGAGUGGGAGCUUUUGGAUACCCCAUCCCAGACGCUACUCUUGCCGUUGUAGACCCAGAGACCAAUCUGCUCUGCUCUCCGUACAGCGUUGGAGAGAUCUGGGUCGACUCGCCGUCGCUCUCUGGAGGGUUUUGGCAGCUCCAGAAGCACACCGAAACCAUCUUCCAUGCUCGUCCAUAUCGAUUUGUCGAAGGGAGCCCGACACCGCAGCUUCUUGAGCUGGAGUUUCUCCGCACCGGACUACUUGGCUGCGUGGUCGAAGGCAAGAUCUUCGUACUCGGUCUCUACGAAGACAGGAUUCGCCAAAGAGUUGAGUGGGUCGAGCACGGAGUGCUGGAAGCGGAACAUCGCUACUUCUUCGUGCAGCAUCUAGUCACGAGCAUCAUGAAGUCGGUACCGAAGAUCUACGACUGCUCGGCUUUUGACUCAUAUGUCAACGGCGAAUAUCUACCGAUCAUCCUGAUCGAAACGCAGGCUGCGUCGACAGCACCGACAAAUCCGGGCGGGCCACCGCAGCAGCUUGAUGUCCCUUUCCUGGAUUCGUUGUCAGAGCGUUGCAUGGAAGUACUCUAUCAGGAACACCACCUGCGAGUAUACUGCGUUAUGAUCACAGCACCAAACACCCUGCCUCGAGUCAUCAAGAACGGCAGGCGGGAGAUCGGUAACAUGCUCUGCCGUCGAGAAUUCGACAAUGGCUCGCUUCCUUGCGUUCACGUCAAGUUUGGCGUAGAACGAUCCGUGCAGAACAUCUCUUUGGGCGAUGAUCCUGCGGGCGGAAUGUGGUCCUUUGAAGCUUCCAUGGCUCGACAGCAGUACCUGAUGCUGCAGGACAAGCAAUACUCGGGAGUUGAUCAUCGCGAAGUUGUCAUUGACGACCGCACAUCAACCCCGCUCAAUCAGUUUUCGAACAUUCAUGAUCUUAUGCAAUGGCGCGUAUCGCGCCAGGCAGAGGAUCUUGCCUACUGCACUAUCGAUGGCAGGGGCAAGGAGGGCAAGGGCGUCAACUGGAAGAAAUUCGACCAAAAGGUUGCCAGUGUCGCUAUUUACCUCAAGAAUAAGGUCAAGGUUCAGGCGGGCGAUCACCUUCUGCUGAUGUACACACAUUCCGAGGACUUUGUUUACGCCAUCCACGCCUGUUUCGUCCUAGGUGCCGUCGCUAUCCCAAUGGCACCCAUCGACCAAAACCGGCUCAAUGAAGAUGCACCUGCCUUGCUGCACAUUGUUUCGGAUUUCAAGAUCAAGGCCAUUCUCGUCAACGUCGACGUGGAUCAUCUCAUGAAGGUCAAGCAGGUAUCACAACAUCUCAAGCAGUCUGCGGCUAUCCUCAAGGUCAACAUACCUCACAUGUACAAUACUACGAAGCCAAGUAAGCAGUCAAGUGGCUGUCGUGACUUGGGCCUGACCAUCCGGCCGGCUUGGGUCCAAGACGGAUAUCCUGUUCUUGUCUGGACGUACUGGACUCCGGACCAACGGCGCAUCGCUGUUCAAUUGGGCCACAGCAACAUCAUGGCCCUCUGCAAAGUCCAGAAAGAGACAUGUCAGAUGACCAGCUCCAAGCCUGUCCUGGGAUGUGUGAGAAGCACUAUUGGUCUGGGUUUCAUCCACACUUGCAUCAUGGGCAUCUUCUUGGCUGCACCUACGUACCUUGUAUCACCAGUCGACUUUGCACAGAACCCGAACUUGCUGUUCCAGACUAUGGCUAGAUAUAAGAUCAAGGACGCAUAUGCGACAAGUCAGAUGUUGGAUCACGCCAUAGCACGAGGAGCGGGCAAGACAAUGCAUCUCCAUGAGCUGAAGAACCUGAUGAUUGCGACUGACGGUCGACCCCGCGUCGAUGUUUACCAACGGUGCCGCGUGCAUUUCUCCCCCGCGAACCUCGACCGCACAGCCAUCAACACAGUGUACUCACACGUGCUGAACCCAAUGGUUGCCUCCCGGUCAUACAUGUGCAUCGAGCCCAUCGAACUUCAUCUCGAUGUGAACGCUCUGCGACGUGGUCUGAUCAUGCCUGUAGAUCCAGACAUCGAGUCAAAUGCGCUACAAGUACAAGAUUCCGGUAUGGUACCCGUGAGUACGCAAAUCAGCAUCGUCAAUCCAGAAACCAACCAUCUCUGCCUGGUCGGAGAAUAUGGUGAGAUCUGGGUGCAAUCUGAGGCCAAUGCACACAGCUUCUAUGGCUCGAAGGAGCGUCUGGAUGCAGAACGCUUCAACGGGAGAACUGUCGACGGGGAUCCAAACGUCAGAUACGUGCGUACUGGAGAUCUGGGCUUCUUGCAUAACGUCACAAGACCUAUCGGCCCUGGAGGAGCACCUGUCGAUAUGCAGGUUCUCUUCGUACUAGGCAGCAUUGGCGACACAUUCGACGUCAAUGGCUUGAACCACUUUAGUAUGGACAUCGAGUCAUCGGUGGAACGCUGCCACCGGAACAUCGUCCCGCAAGGCUGCGCCGUGUUCCAAGCGGGAGGGUUGGUUGUGGUUGUUGUGGAGAUUUUCCGCCGCAACUUCCUCGCAUCUAUGGUGCCUGUCAUCGUCAACGCCGUGCUCAACGAGCACCAGCUGGUCAUCGACAUUGUCGCCUUCGUUCAAAAGGGUGACUUCCACCGCUCACGUCUCGGCGAGAAACAGAGAGGCAAGAUCCUCGCAGGAUGGGUCACUCGCAAGAUGCGCACCAUCGCCCAAUACAGCAUCCGCGAUCCCAACGGCUCUGAAAUGCAGCAGAUGAUCAGCGAAGAGCCAGGCCGAGCAAGCACCUCGACCUUUAUGAGAGGUCCGCCAAGCACUAAGGGCUCCCUGCGCGCAAGCAGUACACUGGGCCUUACAGCACAGGCACAGCUGAACAGCAUGCACCUCUCACAUCGCGCUUCGAUGCACGAGCUCAAUCAGCAAGGUCAGCAGUACGCGCAAGGUGGCGGCCAGAUGUCCGCACAGGGGCAACAAGACUACGGCGAUUACCUCCCGCGACAGAGCAUCUCGGAACUAGACAACCGGACACAGUCACUGUCUCUCGACCCAAACCACCCCGGCCUGCCCUUUGACGAGGGGGACAGAAACGAGCGGACACCCACCGACCUCCGCCGCGACUUCCUCCCAGCCCCAGCCCAGCAGCAGCACUCAAUGGACUACUCGCCCAUUGACCCCGCCGGCGCCGGUGUCUUCGACAGCCCCAUCGACGGCCACCAACACCAGUACGAACCCCAGCAAUACGAACCCCAACAAUACGCACCCCAGCAGUACGAGCCCCAGCAGUACCAGCAGUACGAGCCCCCACAACACAACUCUCAGCCCCUCCCCGCCAUCCUCCGCGUCGGCACCGCGCAGUCAGACGACCACGCCCAGCAACAACAACAACACCCCCCCGCGCAGCAGUUCCAGCUGCACAACCCCGAGCCCGAGCGCCACGACUCGAGCGACGAUGAAGGGUACAACGGCCGCGCGGGUGGCUUGCGCGUCGCGAAUAGGGACUCCACGGCGAGCAACGACUCGUGGACAAGGGAAGCGCUGGCGCAGAUGGACUUUGCCGGGACGGCGGGCGCGGGUAUUGCGAAGUAGACACGGCGCGUGGAGCAGCGGCGCGGAGUGCAGCAGAGUGCAGCAGCGCGUGGAGUAGAGCAGUGUGGAGGGUCGUGUAGGGAGUAGUGUUGCGCAGGAAGCAGGGUCACGCACGAAGUACUCUCACACAGAGCAGUCUCACACAGAGCACACACACCAACACCCCCAUAGACACAUCCCCAACCGCAGGCGCGGUACGUACUGUAUAGGUAGACGCAGAUAGACCGCCAAUACAACCCGCCAAUACACUUCCCACCACCCAAGCCUGGCCAAGAGUUGCCGCGUUCCCGUGCCGUGCGCGCGGGCGCUUCAAUCUCGCGUGUUUGCUCCCUCUGUGUGCGCACUGUGUGUGCACUGUGUGCGCGGCGAGUGUGCGCCGGGCGUGCGCGCGCGCGGAUGGAAUUCAGGAG
Molecule: messenger RNA, 6366 nt
Organism: Boeremia exigua
Lineage: Eukaryota; Fungi; Ascomycota; Dothideomycetes; Pleosporales; Didymellaceae
Exons: 3
Coding region: 176-5956 (1926 amino acids)
Cellular component (GO): cytosol
Source: RefSeq, a predicted model, not a curated record